Molecule: messenger RNA, 5341 nt
Organism: Symsagittifera roscoffensis
Lineage: Eukaryota; Metazoa; Xenacoelomorpha; Acoela; Convolutidae
Product: cingulin-like
Exons: 40
Coding region: 279-5285 (1668 amino acids)
Source: RefSeq, a predicted model, not a curated record
UCAAUGCCAUAAACGUAAAGCAUCAAAACUGCAAUAUUCUGCCGUGUAAUUUUACAUAUGACUAUUUUGGUAUUACCAACAGCAAAUGAUUGUGAUUUUUUCAACUGAACGCUUUGUAAAUGAAUUGUCCAGCACUUUCUGAUAUUUUUCUUACAGCUAUCAUAAUUUUUUUUGUAAAUUAUUGAGAUUGCCUUCAGAAUCUUUUUGAGAGUAUUCUAAAUUUUUUAUUUUCCUAAUUGAAACACUGCUGAAACUUUUAUGUCACUACUCGCCCCAAAAUGCCCCCCAAACAGUCAGCGAAGUUAUCGGAAGUGAAGCCACGGGGUAAGAAUGGACUGGAGCUGGGACCCCCCUCGGAGCGAGACCGGAGUCAGUCGAGGGAGAGGAGGAAGAAGAAGACGGCCAGACUGGAGUUAGUGGCCGAAGUGCCGGAUGAACAGGAGCUGGAGACGACACUCGAUGAAGCGGAAGAAGUCGACAAUAAGUUCCGAUCGGAGGCGGACGCCUUGUUAGAAGACAUCGAGCAGCGGAAGGUGGCGAGACGCAACCGGAUGAUCCAGGACAAGCUGGACGAGAUCAACGGGAGGGUGGAGACGACACUGGGCAACUACGAGGCAGCAGGGGCAGAGGAGAUGGGAGGGGCCCAGUUCGUGAAGGACAUGCAGGAGCUGAUGGAGGUGGCCACGGACGCCGUCAAGAAACGCAAGUACAUGCGCGAUGUCUCUGUCUUCAUCGUCGGCUUUACUUCCGCAUGUGAACAGAGACUGAACAUUCUAGAACAACUGGAUGUGUUUUUCAAGGAGCAGGAGAAGCAGCCUGAGAUAGAGCACAAGAUGGGGGAGACAGACUUCGACUCCAUCUCCAAGUCUGUGGAGGAGGCCCUCGAGUUCGCACAAGGUAGCAUGGGGAAGCUGGGGGACCUGAACAAGGAGAUAAUUGUGGCUGUGGAAAAUGCAGUGACUGCCAGAGAAAGAGCCAAGGGCAACCAGAGGCUGAAGAAGCAGCUGGACAAGGCCAAGGAGGACAUCCAGCAACUCACAGACAAACUAGUGGAGGUGCAGGCAGAGCUGGAUGAGAAACUGCAGGAGAUGAAGAGAGUGCAGAGACAGAAUGAGGAGCUGAAGAUACACGCCGAGAGGGCCAAGAAACUGGCCGAAGACCUCAAGGUUCUUGACAACGUGGAAGAUAUCAGGGAGAAGGCGCUGGAAGUGGACAUGAUGAAGGAGGAGUUGAAGAGUGUGCAGGCGGAGCUGAGCCAGAAGGAUGCCAUCAUCUCUGGCCUGCAGGAGGAGAUCCAGCGACUGGAGGAGGAGAAAGACGCCAUAAGGGAGGAACUGCUCAGUGUCAUUUCUGUCAAACAGGACACAAUCGAAGCCCUUGAAGAGAAAGUUAGAGACAUGGAGUUGGAACACGCGAGGGAGAUGGACGCCCUGAAGGCAGAGCACGAGGAACAGAUGGAGAGUGCGAGACUGCAGUUCGAACAGCAGAUGCAGGAGGAGAGAGAACUCAUGGCACAGCAUAGUGCCAACCUGCAGUCGGAGCUGGAUGAGACGAAGAGCCAGUUCGAACAACUUCAGGCCGAAGCGAAGACGAUGAGUGAAGAACUCGACCUUUUGAAGAACAAAAAAGUGCAGUUCAAUUUAAACUCUGAGGAGGAAAAAAUAAAUCAGGAGGCGACAAAUUUUCCUAAAAAGGAGGUUUCUUUUGUUGCGAAGAAACUAUUCGUGACUAAAGGAAUCCAGUGCAGCAUUCAGAGACCUAACCGAAAUGCGCUCACGCAAACUCUAAAUAACAGCAAAAGCGCCGUCAAUGUAGCAGCUAUGACACAAAAGCUGGUCGAAAUUGAGAUCCAGGAAGGUGGUGGACGAUUCUCGACCGAGACAGCCAGUGGCAACAUUUUGUUCACGCCUCGGAAGCCUCGCAUGCUAUCCAUUCCAGGAACUGUGCGAGAGAGCAGCUCCAAGAAUGUUCUAGAAAGAAGGGCCUCAGUGACCAUAGGAGAGGAGCCUGAGGAUGAGGAAAUGGAAGAUAUCCAAUUGGCAGCGGCCGAAGAAAGAGCCAAGAAGUUGGAUAAGGUGGCCAGCAAUCUAGAUGCUCGAAUGCAGGACAUUGCCGCAGAGUUCUCCUAUGAACAAUUUGCAAGUUCGAGAAGAAAAAUCAGUUCUUCGGACGAAAACGUUCAAAAGAACUUCUCCCAGAUGGUGGAAGAUUUUGAUCACAAACCCCUGGAUGAAAGCUUCACUUCUAAGGGCAAAUCAACACCUAGAAGGAAGGGAAUCGUGAAAAAGAAGUCGGGAUUGGCUGCUGUUGAUAAAAAUAACAAGCGAGUGUUCCAACUGACUACGAAAGAGAACUCUACUUUGGACCCCCCACUGGAGGAGGAGCCAAUGAAAGAAGCUGAAAAACCAGAUGAGGAGGGAAAAGAUAGAAACAUAUCAGAACCACUUGCAGUAGACGAAAAGGGAGAAAGGAAGCUGCCAAUUGAAAAUGAAAAUCCAACUGACUGGGAUCAAAGAGAAAGAAGACAAGAAGGAGGCUUCACUACUGAAACGAUUGACGCAGACCCAGAUCAAACUAAUGUAGAGAACAAUGGGCCAAACAAUGAUGCGGAAACCAACCAAUCAGAAGCGGACCAAGUUCCCGAAAUGGUCCAAUCGGAAUCGACCAAAUUGAAUCGAGAGCCAACGUUGAAGUUACAAACAGAAGCUUCCGGACUUUCUACAAUAAGUGGUGCGACUAAUGAUGACGUAAUACCUUCAUCGCCAAUGGCAUCUUUGCAUGUGCCCCCAUUUCACGUGACUGUUGAACCCACCGGGGCUCAGAAGGGGAGGGGUGAUCACAUGGAUUUGAAGCCAGCCGCAGGAAGAGGAGUUGCCGACGUUAAGAGGGAUGUCUACAGUAAAAGUAGUUUCGCUGAGUAUAAAUCUGCUCGGGAAGCGAAGAAAAGUUUGUUCAAGGAGGAACCGCUGGCUGUUCGCGGAGAAAGGCUGGGGGAUCCUGAGUACGAUUACCAACUGACCAAAUGGAAACUGCGAAGCCAACAGUUUCAUAAUGACCAGUCGAAUGUGGCCGAGGAUGAACUGAGAGCUAGAUACAAUCAGUACAGGAAACUGGCCAUUACCCACAUCACUCAGCUGGAGGAGAAGGUGGAGUCGAAUAAGGAGUUGGAGAAGCAGCUGUCGGAGAAGUUCUACCAGAUGGAGAAACAGUGGAAUGCAGAGCGGCAGCUGCUGAUGGAGCAGGCGGAGAGGAGCGAGAGUGGGCGCAAGGAGGCGGAGGCAGAGGCUGAACAGACACUCCACCAGCUAGAGACAUUCCUGCACGACAUGGAGAAGCUGCACAAGAUGCGGGACUACACUCGACUGGAGGCGAGACACUUCCGCAAGUUGGAUGAGGACAUGCAGGACCAGUACAUGAAAACCCUCUCCCCCUAUGCACAGGAGGCACUCAGACAGCAGUUGAACGAGGGACCCGGAGACGCCAACUUCGCCAUGCAGACGGAGGAGGUGAUCAAUGAGGCCAAGAGGGGCAUCAAUGGACUGAGGGCAGGCAGUCGCAGGAGUCAGAGGUCCGCAGAGGCACAGAUAAUGAUGAAGUCGGUUCGAAACAUGCGACGCUACCAUUCAAGCAUGACCCCCUUCACUGUAGACUCCUUCUUCGAUCUGUCCGAGAUCGAGAAAGCAGAUCCGAUGCUGAGUGAAUACCUGCGUGCUUAUGACUUCGUUCACGAGUUCAAAUCUACAGUGGCCUUCCUCUUCAAAAAUAAAGCUGUCGACUCGGUGGUGACAAUUCUGGACGAGAUAGAAUUCAUCUCGUUCGACCAGGAUGAGAAUUGUUUCCAGCAGAUAUCCGAAAUGCAACAGCAACUCAUUAUUCUGUUGGGCGAGAUUCUGGGAGUGCUGCUCCGGAUCCUGUUCCAGAACAAAUUGGACCACAGGACUCUGCAGUACUUCCAGAAGCAGUUGCCAGACCUCGUGCCUAGAUCUCUCUACGCUCACAUGGACGACUCAGUGCUGUCGGGAGGAGCAGAGUUGAAACGACUGCAGGACGAAGUAGCUGCACUGAAGUCAGACUUCGAGUCCCAGAGGCGGGAGUUGGAGGAUAAAAUAGGAAAACUGGAGAGUGAUUACGGAGCCAAUAAAGAACAGCUGCGCCAACUCAUGAUUCGUCUGGAAGAGAGCGAGAACAAACUGGCGGAGUUCGAGGCCCAGAGGAGUGCGAUUCUGUUCACAAGAAUGGAUGCUGAGAGGAACUACCGCAACCUGAAGAAGGCCAUCCAGUACGACAAGAUAGACACGGACACCUUCGAGAAGGCCACACACCUCAUCGACAAGUACACUUCACUCCCAGGCCAGCGUCUGAUGACGAUGGUGAAGAGGUACAGUGCACACUGUUCCAUGCGACUGCUGGAGGAGAACAUCAGACGCAUGACUGGCAACAGGGGGGCUCACAUACAACUCAUUCACAACUUCGAACAGUUCCAGCACAAACGUGACUCGCAGUGGCGUGCGGUGAGUGCGGGCUUGGCUGCUCAGAGACAGGAGGCGGCGGAGAAGUUGACCAAGGACUUGGAGCAGAUAGAGCAGCAGAGCAGUGGCUCCAUAUUCCUCAUCAAACCCAUGUUCUCAUACAAAGCCAAACUGCCUUGGAUAAAUAUUUUCCCAGAGCUCCGCAAGAAGACAGAUGGGUCAGGAAAAUACCUGACAGAGAUGGAACUAACUGACGUAUCAGAAAGUAAGCCCCCACCCCAACCCCCAACCACACAUCAACCCCACAAGAAACGUCUUGCUGCGCUACCCCCCAAAGUGCUAGACCCCCAGUUUGUGCCAGAACCUCCGAUGGGCACGGACAGACCUUUUCUUCCGAUGACAAACAUAUACGAAACAGAGUCUGGGUACGUGAACAAUGAAAUGACAGGUGCUGGUUUGAUGGCCGUCGACUACACACAAGUACCCACUUGGAAGAAGAUGGACUCAGUGGCCGAAAACGUGAUUGAGGACAACAUGCUGCUGUCAUCGCCUCACCAUGCCUGGAACACACCAAAAAUGCUUGAACUGGACAUCAAUAGAUUCAUGAUGGACCACAACAGUAUCAUGUCACCGGUUCGGACGCUAGGUAGUUCGGGACGAGCGAAACACCCACGUUCUUACUUGUCAGUGUCUCGCACUAUUCCACAAGAUGCCCUCACUCCAAAAGCUAGAGGCAAAACACAGCCAGAUAGUCCCAAACUGGUUCUGGGUUCAGACGGACAUCAAAGGCUACCUCCGAUAACCAACAACUCAUAAUUUUUUUAACCUGUUUUGAUCCUCUAUGAAAUCUCGCAAAAAGACCAUUAAAGCUG